AUGAGCAGUAGUACACCAGCAACUAUGUACAGAUUAGAGGAGCUGUUCUCAAGUUUUUAUCGAAUUGAGAAGAUUGAAAAGAUUAAUUAUCAUCAAUAUAUACCCAAGAAUCAAGAUGAUCAGUGGCCCAUACAAAUGGAAUUGUUGCUGAGGAAGAAGAAUCCUCAAACGUUGGUAGCAUUGUUAUCAAGAAGUCUGUGGUGUUUUAGCAUAAACGAUAAUCCUUUACCAAAUCUGCCUAAUAUAGGCAACCCAAAUAACUCAGAUGAGAAUGUGGUUCCCGAUAAAACUGGUAAUUUUACAUGUGAAUAUUCAAAACCUAACCUACCUCCUCAUUAUGCUUUGUUCUUGAAAGCCCUUCGAAGAAUGAUCUAUAUUAAUUUGGGUUUGGCAUCUAACAAUAAAUUGAUUCAAUUUGGGAAUGCAUGUAUAGGAUUGAAGCAGAAGGUACCUACAGAAUUAUUACAAUUAGAACCACAUUUAUUCGCCAAUGGUGAUUUGGCUAUAACAAUAUGUAAGAAGGAUAUGGGUUUGAUUAAGAUGGCCGAAGAUAAAAUGGAUGAUAAGUUUCUACGAUCCCAUGCCUUAUAUUUAGCUCCUUCAGGAAUACGAACUUACCUUGCACCCAAUAGUAAGGGAGUAUAUUUUAGCCCACCACCAAACAAUGCAGAGAUCUUGUUAAUGACAUUAGCAGUGUCUCAUGGUAUCAACUUGUCAGAUGACGGUGAUCUUAAAUGGGUCACUGUAAUACCUCAUUUAGGUCAUCUCAAUGGUUAUACACCCACAAUUGCUUCCUAUAUGAACUCACCUACUGAUGUACGAAAGAUCAUUUGGCCAUUAGGAUUGUUAUUUGCCCAACCAGCGCUAGACAUAGAAGCUUCAAACGACGCAAGUAAAUCAUUAUGUCAAAACUUUCAAACUACUUUAGAUAUCAUUGACGAUUUUAUUCAAUUAAAACAGACAUCAUCAUAUAGAACACCCGGGAGCUCGGGAGCUAUUGGUACGAACCCAUUGAGCUCUGGAAGCGCCUAUACAGACCAACUUCGACAUUAUUAUAAGAAUAACUCGGUGGGAUCACAUCCUAAUGAUACUGUAUCGCCAUCGUUAGACCGCCUUAUGACUUCCUCGAUGGGCAAUGCCGGUAGUACUGAGCUAAUGCAAACUCCGUUGGUCAACAAGGCAAAUGUAAAUGAACUAUUUAACGGUAAUCCCAACAACAAAAAGCAAGCCAGCGAUCCAGAAGUCUCCUCAUAUAAAGAUGAUUUAGAACAGGUUAAGAACUCUCUGCUUGAAAAAAACGAGGAUAGUGUAUUUAUACCAAAUGAUAGACUUGGGAAUAGUAUAUCGAAGGUAGUUCCCGAAGGGUAUGAUGUUUCUACAGUGGACAAAGAAUUAUUUGGAGAUGAUGAAGAUGAUGAGGAUUUAUUUGGUGAAAGUAACGACAAUUCUCUAGAUGAUGAAAAUAGAGUUACUGAUACAAGGAGAAACGAUCCAGAUGAAAUUACAGAAGAUAUGUUCGGUAUGUCUGACGAUGAUGACGGAACUAACAAAGCCAGUUAUGCCACAAAUACAAAUACCAAUAUUGACACGUUUUUUGAUUCUGCCAAUUCAUUGAGCACACCUAUUAAGAAAUCAAAUCUAAAAAGAAAAUAUCUCGAUAUACCAAUUGAGGAAAUCACUUUACCAAACGAUCCACUAUAUACAGAUCCAGGUGCUCCACUUCCUGUAGAAACGCCGAGAGAUAGACGUAAAAGUGUUUUCGCACCAUUAAAUUUUAAUCCAAUUAUUGAGAGCAAUGUAGACAACAAAUACAGAAAUGGCGGCAAAUUUUCAUUUAGUCCAAUACAAAAGGACGAAUCAUUGAAAUUUGACCUCUCAAGUGGAGCGAUUUCAAGUUCAGAAGAUGAAGAAAGUGACUCCGAUGAUGAUGAUUUUGCAUAUCUGACUCUUGGGCAGGACUUGAGAUCUAUGGAUGGUGAACCUCAUGAUCAGUCACACUUUCUUGGCUAUCCACCAAUCCCAGGUGCUGGUGAGCCUCUAUCAAUGGGGUAUAAUGGAGGGAACGAUUUUAUUGUAGGUACAGAAGCGGUUAAAGAUGGCUCCAAUUCUAUUUGGAGACUACCACAAAGUGAACUACCUACAACUGAUUCACCGUUGAAGACUGUUGAAUCUUCAAUACAGCCAAUGGAUCCUAAAUUAAAAUCAGCAAUGCAUGAGAGCAAUAUGACGACAAGACCAAAAAUAACUGAAGAGCAAUCACCAGCUUCAGCUGGAAACAUUAUACAGUCCAGUUUACCAGAAGGGCAUGCAACUCUUCCUGAGAUAACUCCCACUGGGACGAACUUAAUCGUGGAAUCCUCAAAUAGCCUGCCAUUUUUGCUAAGGCAUAUGCCUUUGUCAUCUAUUCCUGAUGUUUUCAGAUUAUCAAAUCCAUCGAUACCAUUAUCAGAGAUGUACCCCGAUAUGCUAGACCUACUAUCUGAACAAAUUGUUUUUGAUUAUGAUGCUCUGCAAAAUAUGGGCAUCCCAAGGUUAAAGUACAAAGGGAUAAACGAAUGUAAAAAGGGUUUGGUAUAUGACACCUUGUCGAAAAUUUUUACUGCCUUUGAAAGGAUUGAUGGGAAUCAAAUUAUAGAUAAGUUUUAUCCAAUUAAGCAACCAUUCGUCUUCAUUAGAAAAAAUCAAGAACUAAUUAAAAUUAAAGCUGAUUUUCAACCAUUUUGCAAAUAUCUGAAUCUUCGCCCACCUAAUGGUAUCAAGAAUUUUAAAUGUUUGAUUUUGACCGAUUCCUUUAAGGAUGAUUGUAUUAAUUUUGUGUCCACUCUUUCCCAGAGUUAUAUUGGCCACGAGUAUGGUUUUUGCGAAUUGCUUAAACUAAAUGCAGAAAAUUAUCAAGGAUUGAUUUAUUUGAAAGAUUUUGGAAAGAAUAGGUUAUUAUUAUUAGCCGCACAGAUCGUUUCUUACUGCGCUACAAAUAAAAGUUCAGAAAAGGAUGUACCUUUGAUGAUGAUUUUACCGUUAAACUCAAACGAUUUAUCUGAACUGGUCAGGAAAGUCAAGAUCUUCCAGACAAUACGUAAUGAGGUCAAGGCAAAGAUUUCUAAUAAAGAAUUAUUCCUGAAGGUCAUUCCUAUGGAUUUUAUUAGUAACCCAUUGACUUCUGUUGAUGAUUGUAGCAAUUUAUGUGUGAGCAUUUAUAAUAUCCUUCCUCUAAAGUUGUCUAAAUUCACUACCAUUGCUAAAAAGCUGCCUGAGACUAUUACUUUUAGAACACUGCAAAAUAGCACCGGAUCAGCUGCAAUUCAUUAUGAUGAAUACAUUCAUCUCGCAUAUGCCAGGAGUUUAGAUAAGGCGUGGGUUUUUGCCGCAUUAACUGAUAGCAACGGUAAUGAGAAUUUGAUAAAAUCAUGGUAUGUAGGUACCUCGAAAACAAAGUUCGAUGAUGCUUGUAAUCAGAUAUGGUCAUUGGCGCUUUCCUUGUCAAACAAAAAGUAUGGUAAAAUCUGUUUGAUUUUGACGAGAUUAGAUGGGAUAUUACCGGAUGAUGAAUUGAUGAAUUGGAGACGUUUAUCUGGUAGAAAUAUACACUUAGCCGUGGUCUGUGUAGAUGAUAACACGAAGAUAACUUUCUUGGAUAAGGAUAGGUUGUAUCCUACGUUCAAACCAAUUCUAAGAGAUGAAAAAUUGGCAAGAAAAUUCAACCCAAACAAUUUUGACGAUUAUGAACUGAGGAAUACUGAUGAAGAUAUUCAUGGUGUUAUAUUCCAGAAUCCAUUUUUGUUAUCAAACUCUCAGCAUCGGUGUGCCAUUAAAAGCGGAGCUUUAAUUAAAUUCAGGAGAUGUCGAGACGAUACAAUCUGGGAUAAGUUCGAAGUGAAUUUACUAAACUGCCCACACGCAGACAGUACUGAAUUACUGGAAACUAUUUUAGAGGAGUUCAGAAACUUAGCAUCCUUAAACAUUUGGUUCGGAGUCUCUAAUGGUGAACAUUCACACAUACCAUGGCAUGUUCUGGCUGUCAAGAAAAUGAUGAAUACUCUCGUUCAUGCACGGGUUGAUGUUCUUGAAGAGCCAAUAAGUUAA
This is a messenger RNA of Naumovozyma castellii, 4083 nucleotides long. RefSeq names its product Ssn2p (gene SSN2). NCBI's taxonomy places the organism in Eukaryota, Fungi, Ascomycota, Saccharomycetes, Saccharomycetales, Saccharomycetaceae. The transcript has a single exon. Bases 1 to 4083 code for a protein of 1360 amino acids. The record is from RefSeq and is a predicted model, not a curated record.